This is a messenger RNA of Anopheles coustani, 1485 nucleotides long. RefSeq lists its product as uncharacterized. The coding region runs from base 2 to 1264 and encodes 420 amino acids. The record is from RefSeq and is a predicted model, not a curated record. Lineage: Eukaryota; Metazoa; Arthropoda; Insecta; Diptera; Culicidae. The transcript has 3 exons.
GAUGAAUUUUUGCGACGGUAUCCUUUCCAAAGACGAUUGUGCUAUUAUAAUUCGCCAAGAUGUUAAACUUUCUCGUAAUGCAAGCAUAAACAUUUUAAAAUAUGAAAUCAAAAAGCUUCCUGGUCACCCAGGUUAUCUAGGCCAGUACUUCUUUAUCACAAUCCACUUUCAAGCUGAAUCCAACGUCGUUGAAUCAAGGCAAUAUUUUGCAAAAUCGCUUCCUUAUCAUGAUGCGGUCCUGAAAACUGCUGUAGAAGAAUGGGGCAUUUUUCGGAAGGAAGCUGACUUGUACAGUAAGAUCUUUCAAAGCUACGAACGCAAGCCGAUCGACGAGAUGAAGUGGGCUCCAGAAUGUUUUCUAGCUCGAAGCGACUUGAUAGUCAUGGAAGAUCUUACAAAAUCGGGAUUUCGAGCUAUGCCAUUUCAAACGCCCUUCAAUGAUGCUCAUAUGAAAUUGGUCUUCGAUCGCCUGGCCCAAAUGCAUGCAUGUUCUAUUCAGUUUGAAAUCGAGCACCUUGAAGGAAAAUCCAUUGGUUCACUUUUCAAUGAUGAAAUACUGUUUGAAACCACCUUCACACCGAAAAGUGGUUGGUUUGUAGCAGGUCUAAAAGGUAUUUAUGCAAUUGCAUUAAAUCGACUUGCGAAUGAUGCGUCACAGCGUUCAGCAAUCAAAGACCAAUUGUGGAGCGUCUUGGAGCAAAGCUACACCCUAGUGAAAUGUACGAAUCAGUUUCGUUCGGUGAUAGUUCAUCGUGACUUGUGGUUUAACAAUAUUUUGUUCAAGUUUGCCGAAAAAGAUGACCAUUUCACUAAUCCGAUAGACUGUGUGUUGGUAGAUUUUCAGCUGGCACGGUAUUUACCUCCCGCUUUCGAUUUCAUGUGUGCUCUGUAUCAGCUGACAAAUCGUGUGCAGCGAAAAUGUUCUACAGAUUCGUACAUUGAAUACUAUUACGAAUCUCUGCAACGUAAGCUAAUUAGCUUCGGUCUGAAUGGCCGUUCUAUACUCUCCAGGAAAGAAUUUGAGCGGAGUCUUAAAUACUAUAGGAUAGUUGGGCUCAUUUGGGCUGGUGUGCUGCAAGGAUUCGUCAACUUUCCCACGGGAGUAUUGGAUCAGUUACACGAAAGUGAUCCCGAUACCUACACACGGAUAUCUAUGGAAAAUCGGGAUGAUUUUAUUUUAAAAUAUUACGAUUGCGAUCGUUUCUAUCGUGAAACCAUGGAUGACAUAGUAACAGAAAUAUUAGAGUAUUUGGUUGAUAAAUAGCAUAUCAAAAUGCACCAUUCCAUUCGAUGAUUAUCAAGGUUCUCCAUAAAUAGCUUAAUAAUACUGUACACUGAAUAUGUGAAUGAAUUUGGGUGUGAAUUUGUAAUUUAUUAGAACCCUACCCUACUGUUUACAAGUUUUAUUAGUACACUAUGUUCAACGUUUUUGAAUAAAGCAAAACUUAUGAAUGGUAUUACAAACUAAAAAUUCAAAUUAUAUAA